Coffea eugenioides is the source of this 3261-nucleotide messenger RNA. RefSeq names its product protein TRANSPARENT TESTA 9-like. Lineage: Eukaryota; Viridiplantae; Streptophyta; Magnoliopsida; Gentianales; Rubiaceae. Gene Ontology annotation, biological process: endosomal transport; endosome to lysosome transport; regulation of autophagosome maturation. Gene Ontology annotation, cellular component: late endosome; endolysosome membrane. The record is from RefSeq and is a predicted model, not a curated record.
GAAAAAAUUAAGAAAGAGGAAAAAACCCGUUUUUAAAAAAAUUUUAUUUGGCGUAUUCUCUUAAUUGCUACCACUAGUAUUUAAAUAAAACCCUUUUUUAAUUUAAGAAAAAAAUCAGACCUUCAAAUAUCAUGAUUUCCUCUGGGUGAUUGAAGAGAAGAACCCUACUUUUGUUGUUGUUCUUGUUCUGCGAGAUUGGGAUGCUUUUUUCGGGGAUUUCCGCCGAUUAAGCUGUCCGGAUUUGCCGUACACCCGCAAUUUAUCCAUUUCUGUGUAUAAUUUGAUAUUGUGCGUGAAAGGAUGAAAUUUGGUGAAGUGAAGAAGGCGGGAUUGUGAAAUUGUGGAAGAAGAAGAAGGAGAAGAAGAAGAUCAUGUGGUUUUCGUUCUGGAAAUCCAGAGAUCGUUUCUCGUUGGAUGAACUGAGAUUUCUCACUGACCAACUGAUGAAGGUUCAGAUUGUUAAUGACGUUAAUAAGGAUUUUGUGAUCGAGGCAUUGAGAUCUAUUGCGGAGCUCAUAACUUAUGGUGACCAACAUGACCCAGCCUUUUUCGAGUUUUUCAUGGAGAAGCAGGUCAUGGGUGUAUUUGUUCGUAUACUAAAAGUUAGUAGAACUUUGAUUGUUGCACUCCAGAUGUUGCAGACGAUGAGCAUUAUGAUCCAAAAUUUAAGAAAUGAGCACUCUAUAUAUUAUAUGUUCAGUAAUGAGCACAUUAACUACCUUAUAACUUAUUCCUUUGACUUCCAAAAUGAAGAGUUAUUGUCUUACUACAUAUCAUUCCUAAGAGCAAUAAGUGGAAAGUUGAACAAGAAUACAAUUUCAUUGCUCGUUAAGACUCAAGAUGAUGAAGUAAUUUCCUUCCCGCUUUAUGUUGAAGCAAUAAAAUUUGCAUUUCAUGAGGAAGGAAUGAUUCGCACUGCAGUACGUGCUUUGACUCUAAAUGUUUAUCAUGUUGGAGAUGAAGCCAUUAAUAGAUAUCUUGCUAGUGCCCCACAUGCAGAUUAUUUCUUAAACUUGGUCAAAUUUUUCCGUGACCAGUGCAUCAACUUGAGUGGAUUGGUGUUAAAUGGUACAAAGAAUCUAGGGUCAGAGUCCAGUACUCAUAUUCUUUCAGCUGUGGAUGAGAUUGAGGAUAAUCUUUACUACUUCAGCGAUGUCAUUUCUGCCGGGAUUCCUGAUGUUGGGAAGUUGAUAACAGACAACAUCUUAAAACUUUUGAUAUUUCCAUCAAUCCUUCCUUCUUUGAGAAUGGGAACAGAAACUGGUGUUGCCUGUUCUUUAUAUUUGAUUUGUUGCAUCUUGCGCAUCGUCAAGAUCAAAGACCUGGCAAAUACUGUUGCUGCUGCUCUUCUCUGUCGAGUGGAGACAUUCAAAUCAAGAUCUGAAGCUAAGCUAAAUGGCUACUCAUCUGGACAAGGUUUUCCAGUUGAAUGUCAGAAGGCAAACGAGGAUGAAGGUUUACAAGUUACAAUUCCAAACUUAUCUGGUUCCUUGCAGAGUCUAUCAGAAGAUAAAUUGCACCAUGAUAAUUGUGGUUCAUAUGCCUUAAGGGAGUCCUUGCUUUCUUUCAUUACAAAUGGAGAUGAUAUUCAGGUGUCAGGUUCUCUCAGUGUGUUAGCAACGUUACUGCAAACUAAAGAACUGGAUGAAUCAAUGCUAGAUGCUCUUGGUAUUCUUCCACAAAGAAAACAGCAUAAAAGACUGUUGCUGAAAGCAUUAGUUGGUGAGGGAUCUGGUGAAGAGCAACUUUUUUCCUCAGCAAAUAAUGUAACAAAAGAUGUGAUUAGUGGUGAACUUGAUAGCUAUGCGCAAAGGAUAAAGGAACAUUAUGGUGUUUCAUGUGUGUGGCCGGAGGUUGGAACUAGCUCUCAAUUACAUAGGUCUCAGGUGCUCGAUGCAUUGGUCAGUCUUUUCUGCAGGUCAAGUAUCUCUGCAGAAACCUUAUGGGAUGGUGGUUGGCUUUUGCGUCAGUUGCUUCCUUAUAGUGAAACGGAAUUUAACAGCCACCACCUUAAAUCACUAAGAGUGUCAUUCCAGAAUUGUUGUGGCCUGAUUCUUGAGGAAGCAAGAGGGACCUGGCCUGAUUUCUUGAUAACCGUCCUUUGUGAUGAGUGGAGAAAGUGCAAAAGAGCAAUUGAGGCUUCAUCCCCCCGCAAAGAUCUGAAGUGCAUGCUGCUGCCACCCUAUGAUUCAAGUUCUGAAGAGGGUUUUUCUAGUGAAUCAUCUUUUGCUGCUGGUGGAAAAAUGUGCGAGGUGGUUAAGGUGUUUGUACUAUUACAUCAACUCCACAUUUUCUCUCUUGGCUAUGUUUUGCCUGAUCAACCUCUGGUACAUCCACCAAUUGAUGCUUCAGCAAACUCACGAGCUAAGAAGGCUGGUGUGGAUAGUUUGGGUCCAAACCACGCUGAACUGAACCUUGUUGAUGCAGUGUCUUGUAGAAUAGCAUUUGAGAGAGGCAAAGAGCGCCAUUUUUGCUUUCUGGCUGUCUCUUUGGGAACUUCAGGUUGGCUUGUACUUGCAGAAGAACUACCCUUUAAACCAAGUCAUGGUAUUGUUCGAGUGGUUGCACCUUUAGCAGGAUGUAAUCCUAGAGUAGACGAUAAACACUCAAGAUGGUUGCACCUUCGAAUACAUCCUUCAGCUUUCCCCUUCACUGACUCUGCUAAAUAUGCUUCUGGUGGAAAAGUCAAAACAAAAGCUUUGGUUGAUGGGAGGUGGACCCUGGCAUUUCGAGAUGAGGGAACUUGCAAAGCUGCUUUGUUAAUGAUUCUUGAUGAGAUACAUCUACAAAGUAACGAGGUUCAGAGAAGAUUACGACCUUUAUUAGACCUUGAAACAGCUUUAGAUUCUUCAAGUAGUUCCUUGCUGCCGGAGGCUACCAUAUCCAGAACGCUACCGCCUAAUUCCUUGUGAGAUGUACUAUUUGUUUUGCUUUUUUUUUUUUUGGGGUUCCUCGGCAAUAAUAUUGUGUAUACAAUGGGUGAAAUAUGUUUGUCCAUCCACCCUUCUGCAUAUGUCCGCAGGAAACCCUAGGUAUAGCGUUGUAGAGUAGAGCAUAUUCUUUGUAAAUUAGGUCACUUUGAUUGCCCUCUCUUUGUAAAUGUUACUAAAUUGCCCAAUUUUUUGACUGGUUAGGCAGCCUUUGCUAUCCUUUGUAAUUGUAAGCUCUGUAGCGUCCUGUAUACUUAACGAAAGUAGAAGUAGAUUUAACUGGGGAAAAAGAAAAUAAAACAGAAGAAUUGCGAUUCUGUUACAUGUUUAA